Messenger RNA from Cajanus cajan (pigeon pea), 1220 nucleotides. RefSeq names its product fasciclin-like arabinogalactan protein 11. Gene Ontology annotation, cellular component: plasma membrane. NCBI's taxonomy places the organism in Eukaryota, Viridiplantae, Streptophyta, Magnoliopsida, Fabales, Fabaceae. Gene Ontology annotation, biological process: plant-type secondary cell wall biogenesis. The record is from RefSeq and is a predicted model, not a curated record.
AACACUCAUCCUAAUAAAAUUACUAACCUAUCACCUGCAAUCGUUGAAAAGCACCAAAGCAACUUUAUUACUUUACUCUAGAGCCUUCAAAUUUCAAUAGCAACUUGCAAUUGCCUAUAGCAAAAUGAAGCAUGUUCUGUUCUCCCUCUUACUUAUCAUGCCUUUUUCAACCUUAUAUUCAACCACAACAUUAGCCCAAGCACCUGAUGCAGCCCCAUCAAAACCAAUUGUGCCAACACUACCCCACUCACCCUCUGAAGACAACUCUGAUUCUUCCACUGAUGACAUCAUCAAAAUACUAAGGAAGGCCAAAUCAUUCAACGUCCUAAUUCGCCUACUGAAAACCACCCAAUUGAUCAACCAAAUCAGUUCUCAGCUCAUAACUAUAAAAUCAGGUGGCUUAACCAUCUUUGCACCAGAUGAUGGUAGCUUUUCACAACUCAAAGUUGGGUUCCUCAACUCACUGGCUGACAAUCAAAAGAUUGAACUUCUGCAGUUCCAUAUCCUUCCCACUUAUGUUUCAAGCUCAAACUUUGAUUCUCUAAGCAACCCUGUGAGAACACUAGCCGGGGAUAACCCCACCAGGUUGCAACUAAAUGUGACAGCAUAUGGCAACAAUGUGAAUAUCUCAACAGGAGUGGUUAAUGCCACGGUCACAGGAAUUGUGUACUCAGAUAAGGUGCUAGCAAUAUAUCAUGUGGACAAGGUGCUUCUUCCUUUGGACUUCUUCAAGCCUAAGCCACCAGCUCCUGCACCCUCUCCUGCAAUAGAGCCAAAAGCUGAUAAUGAUAACUCAUCUACCGAUGGUCUUGGAACAUCCAAGGACAGCGCUGGUGCAUGCAGUUUGACGAGUACACAAGGAACAACAUUGGUGUCCCUUGGAGUUGCCUUAGUUGCAAUGGUGAUUAUAUCAAGUUGAAGACUGGCUAGACCAGACCAGCCAAUCUAUUUGAUGAUUUUGACUUUAUAUUCUUAUUCUGAUCAGCAUAUGAAGAUUGAUGUUUGAGGGACAUGUGAAGUGUUGAGUUGUUCACAUGUUUUUCUUUUGAAACAAUUAAGAUUCUUUUUGUGUGAUUUUGAUACAAUUAAGAGAACCAACAUUUUCAUCUCCAACUUCAUGGAGUUAGUUGUUGGGAGAUAAAACUCCAUUAAAUGUAGCCAGUUAGUUUUUUCAACAUAAAUUAAUCAUCGAAAAGCCGAUAUGAAUAUAAAAAAAUAGU